AUGCAAUACCGCACAUCAGCCCUCGUUGCCCUCUUCUCCGCUACCACCGCCCUUGCCUACCUCGACUGCGGCGGCGGCCGUGCACCUCCCAAGACCACCGUCCCAGGCUGCCCCGGAUACGUUGACCCUGCAACUGUCGUCCCAACAUCAACUGUCGCCCCAACAUCAAGUAUCGAAUACUAUAGUUAUCUUAGCGCUGAUCUCAGUGACUAUGACACCGACAAUUCUUACUAUGAAUACGCCACCAUUACCGCCGAAGGCUCUGUCGUCACUGAUCAGCCUGAGGUUGGGGCGGCUGCCAACGAAUACUACAGUCUUUACAUUGACAAUGAUGUAGUAUCCGGAUGCAACUGCAGAGGAUAUCUUUGUCAAUAUGCCACUCCUGGAUGUGUAAACUUGGACGCUUCUAGCACCAUCACCGCCAAUCCUGGGUGGGAGACCAAGACCUUUGAUGAGGAGGCUUAUUCCUCGUACAUCAAGACCGCUUCAUCUCCCAGUGGAGAGCUCUCCAUCGAUGGUUACAGAAUCGAAUUGAUAACGCCCGUCCCAAGCGCCUCUGGCUACGCCGCUAGCACUGCCACCAAGACCGGAAAGGCCUCUGCCACCGCGACUGGAUCCGGAUCUGCUACCGGAGCUGCUGUUACCACCAUGGCGACAUCAACACUUGCGGCAUUGUCUUCCCAGGCUGCCUCUAACUCUUCUUCCAAUGCGACUGCCUCGUCGACUGGUGUAGUCGUCGCAAACACAAAUUCGGCUUCCACAAUCUCUGGAAUGACCAGUCUGGUUGCUCUGUUGAUUUCUGGGGCCGCAGCUAUUGUUAUGUUGUAA
Morchella sextelata is the source of this 828-nucleotide messenger RNA. RefSeq lists its product as uncharacterized. Bases 1 to 828 code for a protein of 275 amino acids. The record is from RefSeq and is a predicted model, not a curated record. NCBI's taxonomy places the organism in Eukaryota, Fungi, Ascomycota, Pezizomycetes, Pezizales, Morchellaceae. The transcript has a single exon.